GCGCUCAACGUGACAGCUCAGCUGCUGCAGGAGCGUUCCGUGUGGAAGCUCCGCCUAGCGAGUUGCGACAACUUCCGGUCAGCAAAGCGAUGGAACCCGGCGGACAGGAUAUCAACCUUAACUCUCCUAACAAAGGUUUACUGUCAGACACCAUGACCGACGUUCCAGUGGAUCAGACAGGAUGUCGAGUGCCAGCAGACGCCGCAGGGGCAGGGCUACCCGAGGGCCUGACAGAAGCUGAAGUCGAGGAGCUGCAAGCCGAUCUAGCCAAGGUAGAGGAGGAAAUCCAAACCCUGCGUCAGGUUCUGGCCGCCAAGGAGCGCUAUUCAGCGGAGAUCAAGCGAAAGUUGGGGCAGACCCCACUCAACCAGCUAAAGGCGAACCUGUCUAAGGGCCUGCAUGACGUGCAAAUGUCCAACGCUUAUGUAAAAACCUCAGAGAAACUCGGAGAGUGGAACGAGAAAGUGACUCAGUCUGACGUAUACAAGAAGACUCAAGAAACCUUGUCAACCGCCGGACAGAAAACUACCGCAGCGCUUUCUAAUGUUGGCUCCGUCAUUUCCCGGAAGCUGGGGGAUAUGAGGGCCCUUCCUUUCUCUCAGUCUUUUAGCAGUUACUCAAUCCGUCACUCCAUAAGCAUGCCUGCAAUGAGGAACUCCGCCACCUUCAAAUCCUUCGAAGAGCGUGUAGUGGGUGGAAAGCCCAGGGGGUCAACCGACAGCACUGAAGAGAACGGAAGCCAGAGAUUACACUCACCGGACAAGUCACAGGAUUCCGCCCCAUUCUAGGCCUCCCUUCUCUCACCCCCCCCCCUCUUCCUUUUUAAUUUUUGUUUCCUUUUUUCUUGUCUUGUAACGACAUCAUCAUCUCACAGCUCAGCCGGGCUGCCCAAAAAAAAAAAAAAGAUAAAUAUCAAAAACAAAACACUAAUUUCCUCCAAGUUUGUGAUGUCCCGUGAUUUCCAGAAAUUUGAACAUUCCCUGUUAAGACCCCACCCCCUUUUUUUCAAAACUGGAGGCUAUAGGCUGAGACACUCUCAUUGUCCUGCCUGAUUAGCCCUUAGGGAAAGGGGGAGGGAUUUCCUGCUGGUGAUGGUGGUUCUUGAUUGCGAUACUGGGAAGUGAAGGAAUGAACUCAGUGUGGUGGUUUUAAAGUUUUAUUGCAUUUGCAGCAAAGGAGUAAAGUGUUGUCCCCGGAGAUAGUUGUGUUAUAAGCACAGGGGGGAACCCUUGUCUGAGUCAGAAAGUGUAAAUAUAUUCACAGCCUCUAGAGGGAGCUCUUUCAGUUAUUCUGGGUGUGUUGGCUGUCAUCUGUCUUCUCUGUUGAAGGAGACCUGUCAUG
Rana temporaria (common frog) is the source of this 1341-nucleotide messenger RNA. RefSeq names its product TPD52 like 2 (gene TPD52L2). Gene Ontology annotation, cellular component: cytoplasm. NCBI's taxonomy places the organism in Eukaryota, Metazoa, Chordata, Amphibia, Anura, Ranidae. The record is from RefSeq and is a predicted model, not a curated record. Bases 90 to 788 code for a protein of 232 amino acids. The transcript is spliced from 9 exons.